Mya arenaria is the source of this 447-nucleotide messenger RNA. Its product is annotated as calmodulin-beta-like. Lineage: Eukaryota; Metazoa; Mollusca; Bivalvia; Myida; Myidae. The record is from RefSeq and is a predicted model, not a curated record. The coding region runs from base 1 to 447 and encodes 148 amino acids. Gene Ontology annotation, molecular function: calcium ion binding. The transcript has 5 exons.
AUGUGCUCCACACUACCACACUUACAAGCCCUUAAGGAGCAGUUUGCAACAUACAUCGACCGCAAUGGAGACGAGCGGUCUAGCAUGGAAGAGGUUCUCAGCUACCUUAGAAAAUAUGACACAGACGUUACGCCACGACAAGUGAGGGAGUUCAUUGCUCGGAUAGAUAAAGACGGCGACGGGUCCGUGGACUUCAUUCCCGACUAUCUGAUGGAGGUUAGCUCCCCUGAUUUCGAUGUUGCCAUCGCGAAAGAGUGGUUCAGUCUAGAGGACACGAAUGGGGACGGAUAUGUGACACGCGAGGAGCUCAUCAACAUCGCUACGAAUGUUGGGAUGCUACCGGAAGAGGCGAGACAGACGGUGAACGGUUUCUACAUGGCUGCGGACGCCAACGGAGACGGGAGGCUUUCUUGGACAGAGUAUCAGCUGCUGUUCACUGAAAAAUGA